UGGACUGCGCAGCGUCGCCAUCGCUGCUGCUGCUGCUUCGUCGUCGGCUAUGUCCUCUGGCUCACUACAUUUGGGACGCUGUAUGUCGAUCUGCUUCGAGGCAGAGCACUUAGAAGAAGAAGAAGAAGCAGAAGAAGAAGCGGAAAAGCCUAUUAGGAAGCAGGGAACGGCCACAGCGGAGGACACGACAGGGAUGAGACUGCUCAACAUAGCCACUGCUGAUUCGCACAAACAAACUUUCUCUACAGCGUUCACGACGCAGGGGAGAGGGCACAAGCCGAGAGAGAGAGCGAGAGAGAGGGAAAAGAGUGAAUGAGUGAGUGAGUGAGUGAGUGAGUGAAUGAAUGAAUGAAAGAGAGCGUGAGCGAGGAGAGGGAGGAAAGGAGGGGGGAAGGAGGAGAGGGGUCGUGAUUUGCGAUGAUGGUUCAUUGAGUUCUUGGUCACGUCUCUUCAUCAGGUGGUGAUUUGGCCUAGUCUUGGUUCCUCUUUACUAUGGUCACUAAAUCGUAGCUUUCUUUGUAAGUAAGUAGUCUCGUGGGGUUGGGAGGGCCAGCUGUGCCGCUGCAUUGGCAUCGUCGUUUUGGGGAGCUAGGGAGGGUGGGUGGGUAGUGGGUCGAUGAUGCAUCUGUGGGGUUGAAGUGGGGCGUGAGACGAUUGUAAUAGGAGAAGAGAAGAGAUUGUAGAUUGUGGGAUGAUGUGAUUCGGGGUGGGUUUGAGCGAUGGCGGAGGUUUGAAAUGUGUGACAGCGAGGGGAGUGGUACACCAGUUGCGGUGAGAGAGUGGUCCUUGAGGAGGAGAGUGGAGUGCAGCAAUACUGCCAGGGAGAGGAUUACUUGAUUCCAUGGUGGUGAAUGUGUAAAUGCGCGGGUGGUAUCGUGGGAUGCUCUGUGGAAAAGGCUGUGAAGUUGUGGCUGGGCUGGAAGUCGGGUGUGGAGGCUAGGGUGAUGUGUUGGUAGGGAGCGUUGAACGUGGGGGCUUAGAACUUGGCUGGUUUAGACUUCGUAAGCGAAGUGGUGUGUCCUGCUCAAAUUUGUUACGCUGCGAAGGGCGCCUUGAGUGCCCUCAAAAACAAAGAUUGUGGUGCAGGAUAACUGUGGCGAUUUGAUGCAGUUGUCGGACUAUGAGUCUCUGUGUGCCAGAGUGGGACAGAAAUAACGACAUGCUCGAUGUCGUGAUUCCCUCAAAUGACUUUCAUGGACCAGUGAAUUGGAAAGGGGAGGACGUGAGGUCAAUGAAGAUCCACUUCUCUCAGUUAGCAUUGGCACCUGUGCCCGAUCAGGAUACGUUGGGAGUGGGUUGGAAUGAUAAUGAACAUGUAGGCAUGCAUGGUCAAGGUUGUAAAGGUAACAAGUCACAGUGGGAUGUUAAUUACUCAUCGGGGUGGAACAGUGGACAGGAAACUGAAGAUGGAGUGACCCCUUGUAAACCGGAUACUCCAAAGACUGGUGCUUCACCAGAGGCUGUGGCUAAUGAAACAGCCACCGAACCACAUCCGCCCCACAACAUCGAUGUCGAUAGCGACGAAAUGGUGUCUUGGUUACAGUAUCCACUGGAUGAUACCUUGGAGAGGAAUUACUGCUCUGACUUCUUUGGGGAGCUUCCAGAUGCCAACACGCAAUUGCUUAAAGAAUCCUUUGCACAUGGAUCUACCAAGAUAUCGCCGCGCAUUUCGUUUUCAGGAGCUUCAGGGCUCGAUGGUGGAAGUAACAGAGGGACCACUGCAGAUGCUGCGAUGCUGUUAGGUGCUGGCCGCGCGGCAGGUUUUUUUCCUCAAGCUGGAGUGGAGGCCUUCAGUAAAGUGCGUACAAUUCACUCUCCGCAACAACAUUCUUCUCUUCCUAGAUGGCCACAACCACAUAAUCCCAAUUCACCAAAUGGUUCCAGUGAAUGCGCGACAAGUUACUUGACGUCUGCAAAAGUAUCCACAAGCACGUCCGCAUCCCCUUCCAGUCCGAUGUUACCCCCUCGAAUGCUUCUUGGAUCUCCGAUACCGAAUUCGUCCAACACGCCUCAAGCCAGCAGACCUGGAUCCAUGAAUUUCUCUCACUUUUCGAGGCCUGCAGCCAUGGUCAAAGCAAAUUUGCAUAGUCUGGCAGGUAUGAACUGCACCCCCCCGCCCUGUGGACGUUUCAAACAGCAGCAGGGUCUUCCUGGUUGUAGACCGAUCAUAGAGGCGUGUACAUCAACAGAGUCUUCAAUUGCUGAGUCUACCACCACAGGACAGGGGCCGUUGGUAUCCCACCAGGAAGUGAAGACACAACCUGCAGUUUUGGAAAGGGAGCAGAUCAAUAAUGUUGAGGAAUCUAGAUGGCCAUCCGCACCUGGUUUGUCACCGACGAAAGAUCGUGAUUGUGUUGUUUCUGGAGGAGAUUGUAAGAGUUUAACUCCUGAUCAAGAAACCUGCCGGCUAUCAGGUGUGACUAAUGGUGCCGUUCUAGCCUCUUCUGAAAAGGGAGCCUCUCAUUGUACACAACACCUUGAUAUUCAGGAGCCUACCAUCACAUCCUCCUCAGGUAGAUAUGCGACUAGCGCUGAACCACCGAAAGAGCCUGUUACAGGCACGAAAAGGAAGUCAAGCGAAAGAGAAGAACCCGAAUGCCAAAGUGAAGACAUGGAAGACGAGUCUGUGGACACCAAACAAAAACCUGCAACAACCGGUCGUGUAAGUACCACAAAAAGAAGCAGAGCUGCUGAAGUUCACAAUCAGUCAGAGAGACGUCGAAGAGACAGAAUAAAUGAGAAGAUGAGAGCACUGCAGGAGCUUAUUCCAAACUCUAACAAGACGGACAAGGCAUCCAUGCUGGAUGAGGCAAUUGAAUACCUAAAAAUGCUUCAGCUUCAGCUCCAGAUGAUGUCAAUUAGGACGGGUAUGACGUUGCCACCAAUGGUUAUGCCUCCUGGAUUACAGCACAUGCAAAUGCCGCAGAUGGGAGCAAUUCCUUCUAUGGGGAUGGUACAAAUGGGUCUCGGGAUGGGAAUGAUGGACAUGGCCGCACAAGGACGAGCAGUGAUGUCUAUGCAGUCUCAUGCAGGGCCAUCUCUGAAUGGUAAUAUGGCAAGUACAUCUUCCAUGAUUGAUCCACAUGACCUCCGCUAUCAACAACCCGGUGAUAUGGAUUUCAAUACUUACACAGCUCAUCAGCAUCAGUCAAUGCCAAUGACUCAGGCGUUAAAUACAGAUAAAUAUAACGCUUAUAUGUUGCAACAGCACCAGUUUAUACUUCAACAGCAACAGCAGCACCUUCACCAACAACCGCAGCAACAUCACCAGCAGGCUCCCAAUAUGAGUGGGGUCCCACCUCAUUGAUGGAAAUUGAGAUAAGGAGUCGGACAGAUGUUUAACCCUUCUGCACAAUCGGAUGAAACAAAGCUGAAGAGUGUUGAGCUCUGGGAUGGCAAAUGGGGCUGUGCGAACUCUGCAAGAGGUUGUUGCCAGUGUACACUUCAUGCAAUCAGUCUAUUUGCAUUUUAUCUUACCAGGAAGACGAUGGAGGAGAAUAAGGGUUUAGGCUGGUAAACAGUGGUUAUUGACACUGCUAAUCCAUUCUGGAUUUUCAGUAGAAUCAGGGUGGUCUUGGAGACUUGAUGGUUAUCAUUUAGCUAGUCAUUUUCUGCAGUUAUGCAGAAAAAUCGUGAGUUGUGUCAAUAGUUAAAUUCUGAAGCGGAAUUGUAAACGUGAUCGACAUCUAUGAGUGACAUUAACUGUAAAUUUCGCUGUACUAGUGAGGAAGCUUUCACAAAUAUCAGUCUUCACAAAUAAUUGUCGACACACUUGCAACAGGGACAGGUUUGCUGAUUUUGCAACCGUUAUUAUCUUCCCGGUUA
Molecule: messenger RNA, 3825 nt
Organism: Physcomitrium patens
Lineage: Eukaryota; Viridiplantae; Streptophyta; Bryopsida; Funariales; Funariaceae
Biological process (GO): regulation of DNA-templated transcription
Molecular function (GO): DNA-binding transcription factor activity; protein dimerization activity
Source: RefSeq, a predicted model, not a curated record